Molecule: messenger RNA, 849 nt
Organism: Scheffersomyces coipomensis
Lineage: Eukaryota; Fungi; Ascomycota; Pichiomycetes; Serinales; Debaryomycetaceae
Gene: FMP45
Product: Fmp45p
Exons: 1
Coding region: 1-849 (282 amino acids)
Biological process (GO): endocytosis; fungal-type cell wall organization; cortical actin cytoskeleton organization
Cellular component (GO): cell cortex; plasma membrane; membrane raft
Source: RefSeq, a predicted model, not a curated record
AUGCUUAAAGGACUAUUUACCUCAUUCUCAUUCCUUUUCUUAUUAGGAGCAGGACUUCUUUUAUUCUUAACCAAUUUAAAUGGUGGAGCAAAUUCAUCCGUUUUAAGAAGAUUCUAUUGGCUUCAAGUUGAUACAAGUGGAAUAUCAGGAAUUUCAGAAUCCCCAAUUCGUUGGACUCUUUAUAAUAUUUGUCAAGUUGAUGGUAAUAAAAAUACCAAUUGUGGUAAAACAAAAGCAGCAUUCCCUUUCUCACCUGCUGAUAAUUUUAAAGAUGCAUCAAGUCAAUUACCUCAAGAUUUUGUUAAUAAUCGUGAUACUUACUUUUAUUUAUCAAGAUGUGCUUAUGCUUUCCUUUUAGUUGCUUUAGCAUUCACUAUUUUUUCAAUCAUUAUCUUUAUCAUUACUCCAUUUAUUAAAGUAUAUGUCAUUACUCCACUUUUCAAUUUCAUUGCCCUUUUAUUCGAUGUUGCUGGUGCGGCAUGUUUAACUGCUGCUUAUGUUAAAGGUAGACGUGAAUUCAAUGACGCUGGUCAUACAGCUAAAAUCAAUGCUUUAUCAUUUGGAUUACUUUGGGCUUCAGUGGCAUGUUUGAUAUUAUCAUUUAUAGGUACUAUAUUUUAUUGUGUCCUGCAUCGUCGUUAUCCAACUACUACCACCUAUGAUCCUGCAACUUAUGAUAAAGAAAAUUUCAGUGAUUCAUCUUAUCAACAUGCUGGAGUUGAUGAAAAUACUUAUGUUAAUGAUGAAAAUCCAACUGUACCUGAAGAUUCUGAACCUCAACCUGAUACUUCAGCCGGUAAUUUUAGAUUCUUCAGAGUUAAUAGGAAAAAACCUGAAGUUGAAGUUUGA